UCCUGCGUCUCUUCCUCUUCCUCUCCCUCUUCGUCUUGGUCUCCCUCCGCCGCAUCCAAUGGCCGUCGACACUGUGCUCGAAAAGUCCGUCCUCCGCCUCGUCAGCGGCGGCGGUUGGCGGGCGGUGCUCGUCUUCGUCGCCCUCGCGGCGUCAGCCGCCGUGCUCCUCGCUUCGUUCUCCACCUCCACUAGCGCCCCCGCAUGGUUCUCCAUUUAUUCCUCCUCCUCGAUAUCCUCUGCGUCGGCGCGUCCACCGGUGACGACGCCGGCUGCCGUGGAGCCCUCCGGUGGCGUAAAGGUUGCGCCUUUGUGGGCUUACGGGGUAGCCUGCAAGUUCCGAUUCUUCCUCUGUUUCCAUCGUCCAUAAGCCGCCUUCUACUAGUUCCCCUGCUCCUGCUCCAAUUGAGAAUCCUCCUGUUCCUGCUCCUGUUCCUGCUUCAAUGGAGAUAUCUCCUGCUCCCGCGCCUUCUCUCCCAUCACUCUGGAGCGAGACAGAUCUCCAGCUUCUCGACGCGAAGGAACAGAUCGCACGCGCUCCUCCUCUUCCGAACGACUCCGAUCUCCACGCUCCAUUGUUCUUGAACGUCUCUGCUUUCAAAAGGCGAGAAGAAGAAAUUAUCACCUCUCCUCUAGUUAAAGGGCAACCCUUCACGUCGUUGAUCAUUGCAGGAGCUACGAGCUCAUGGAGAAGAUCUUGAAGGUCUACGUCUACAAGGAAGGAGAAAAGCCUCUGUGCCACACGCCUGAACUGACCGGCAUCUACGCCUCCGAAGGAUGGUUCAUGAAACAGUUAGAGGAGAACAAGCAAUUCGUGGUGCAUGAUCCAGACAAGGCUCACCUUUUCUACCUUCCCUACAGUUCGCGCCAGCUCAGAACCCAUCUCUACGUCCCCGAUUCUCACUCCAUGCAGCCAUUGUCGAUCUUCUUGAGGGACUACGUCAACUUGAUCGCCGCCAAGUUCCCCUUCUGGAACAGGACAAAGGGCUCAGACCAUUUCCUCGUCGCUUGCCACGAUUGGGUACCUCGAUUUCUCCCCUUAAUUAGACGUCGAGGGAUUACUUUUCCGAUGAUCUUCCGGCUGUUGCUCUUGCUUCAGGGAACCUACACCACAAAGCUCCACGAGGAACUCCGGAGGAACGCGAUCAAAGUGGUGUGCAAUGCGGACGUCUCCGAGGGGAUCUUCCUGCGCGGGAAGGACGUUGCUCUGCCGGAGACGUACGUGAAGACGCCCAAGGAUCUGCACAAGGACGUCGGGGGGAGGCCGGCGUCACGGCGGAACAUCUUCGCCUUCUUCGCCGGCCAGAUGCACGGCCGCGUCCGGCCGGUCCUCGUCCAGCAGUGGAAGGGCAAGGACAGCGACAUGAAGAUCUACGAGAAGCUCCCCGCGGCCGUCGCCCGGCGGAUGUCCUACGUCGAGCACAUGAAGUCGAGCCGGUUCUGCAUCUGCCCCAUGGGCUACGAGGUGAACAGCCCCAGGAUCGUGGAGGCCAUCCACUACGAGUGCGUGCCGGUGAUCAUCGCCGACAACUUCGUGCUGCCGUUCGAGGAGCUGCUGGACUGGACCGCGUUCUCCGUGGUGGUGCCGGAGAAGGAUAUCCCGAACCUGAAGAAGAUCCUGAAGGGGAUCAGCGAGAGGCGGUACAAGAGGAUGCAAAGCAACGUGAAGAAGUUGCAGAGGCAUUUCUUGUGGAACUCCAAACCAGUCAAGUACGAUCUCUUCCACAUGAUCCUGCACUCCGUUUGGUUCAACAGAUUGAACCAGAUGAACACGAAAGCUUAACAGAUUGUUUAUUUAAUCAAUUUUUAGAGUAAAAAUCGAUCCUCGAGAAGCUGAUGAUUUGAUAUCCCACCACGAAUGUUGACGUUGGAUCAGUUAUUUUUUUUUUCAAUUAAUCCUGAACAAUGUUUAAGGUGCGGACAUAGACUCCAAUUAGGUCACAAAACAUUAGUUGACACUUUUUUUUCUACAACUUAAGACGAGAUUGACAUUGAUGAUGUUACCAUAAAUUUGACUUUGAUAGGGUUACGUUUAGUUGUUUUUGGUUAGGCUCAUCUCUGUGUAGUGAUUUAUGGCUCGUAUAAUCAUA
Messenger RNA from Zingiber officinale, 2087 nucleotides. Its product is annotated as probable glycosyltransferase At5g03795. The transcript has 3 exons. The record is from RefSeq and is a predicted model, not a curated record. Gene Ontology annotation, molecular function: glycosyltransferase activity. NCBI's taxonomy places the organism in Eukaryota, Viridiplantae, Streptophyta, Magnoliopsida, Zingiberales, Zingiberaceae. The coding region runs from base 683 to 1780 and encodes 365 amino acids.